This is a messenger RNA of Schistosoma spindalis, 804 nucleotides long. Lineage: Eukaryota; Metazoa; Platyhelminthes; Trematoda; Strigeidida; Schistosomatidae. The record is from the annotation of a GenBank genome assembly.
AUGUCAAACCUUCGCCACUAUAGAUCAUUCCUUUAUAUAAUUAGUAAAAGUAAACAUUCCGAUUCUCAUCUACAAACAUCAAUUAAUAAUAAUAAUAAUAGAAAUUCAUCAAUUUGUCCGACGGAUACAUUAUCUCAUUUAUCUGAACCUGAUCAAUUAUUACCAAUUAUACAAUAUGUUGUAAUACGCUAUGGAAUUAUGUAUUUAGGUGCUGAAUCGGAUUUUAUUGUACAUUUAGCACCGAAACGUUUAUCACUUCAUGGAUUAUUACCUUAUCUAAUGACUACAUUACAAGCAUGUUAUGAUCAAAUUCUAAAUGAAGGAAAUAACAAGAACAUUCAGUUUAUCGAAAUUUCUUGGAACUCUAUAAUUUCAAUGAAUAUACAAAUACCUCCAAUUCAGGCGGUACGUUUAGUUCUUCAUUGGUUUUCUGAAUGGAACAACUCUGAACGUGAAUUAUUUCUUUCUACAUUAAAUUGUCUCGAAACAGUGGAUCAUCAUUUAUCCAUUGAUGAUUCAUUAUCUAUAAUAAGUGAAAUGAAUACCAAUGAGCAUGACAAUCGUUCUAUACAUCAGAACAAUACUAUUGGUCAUCAAAUGAAUGAUACAUUCUUAGCACAUUUAAUGAAUACAAAUUUGCAAAUUAAUUCAGAAUUAGUUGAAAGAUUAGAUUCAUCAGAUAUAUUUCAAUGUCAACUACGUUUAUUUCAUUGUUGGUAUCCUCAAUGGUCAUUAGAACAACGUGUUCAAUUAGUUAAUAAUUUAAAAGAUAUACAAUUAAAGUCAUUAAACGAAACUUCGUAA